Lucilia cuprina (Australian sheep blowfly) is the source of this 4052-nucleotide messenger RNA. RefSeq lists its product as uncharacterized. Gene Ontology annotation, biological process: regulation of mRNA stability. Bases 191 to 3706 code for a protein of 1171 amino acids. NCBI's taxonomy places the organism in Eukaryota, Metazoa, Arthropoda, Insecta, Diptera, Calliphoridae. The transcript has 6 exons. Gene Ontology annotation, molecular function: poly(A) binding; metal ion binding. Gene Ontology annotation, cellular component: cytoplasm; nucleus. The record is from RefSeq and is a predicted model, not a curated record.
UCUCAAAGAAGAAGAAGAAGUUUUUCUGAUCUGAAGAUUUUACGGAAAUUUUCGUAUUGCAAUAAACAAUAUUUAUUUAUUUCAAGUUUUCUUCACAAAAUCAUGCAAAUAUAUUAAAUUUUCCUUUUUUGGAAAAUAAAAAGUGUACAUUGAGAAAUAUAGAAUAAAAUUAAUUAAAACCAGUAAAAACAUGGACAACUAUGGCAAUGAAAUUGGACAAAAAAUGAGGAGUGCCGUCAAGGCAAAGUUGGUAGAAUUGGGUACUGGAGGCUCUGCCGGUUACAUUGAUGAUGAGUUGCCAGAUUAUGUGAUGAUUAUGGUGGCUAAUAAGAGGAGCAAGCAGCAGAUGAUAUCCGACCUAAAUUUAUUUUUAGGUAAUCAAACAGAACUGUUUGUAACCUGGUUGCAUGAGGUAUUGCAGAAACUGCAAGAAGUAACACUGCCAGCCGCCAGUGCCUCUUCUAAAAAACGUAAAUCAUCUAUAAAGGAAGACUCCUCCUCUGUGCCGAGCACAACAGCAGCUAAAAAAGAUAAAAAACAAGCCAAAAAAGAUAAAGUUUCAACGUCAAAAAAACCAAAAGAAAACACUUCCUCUACAACUCCCGAGAAAACCUCCACCAACAAAGUUGUCAGCUCAAUAACAGAUCUUGUUGCUGGCGAACUAUUGGAAAAAGCCAAACAAACGAUCAAUGCAACAGCAGAUGCCACACAAAAUAUUAAAAAAUCCAAACACAAACGAUCUUCAGAGGAAUUAAACAAUACCUCAGCUAACUCUUCCGAGACGCAAAAAGAAUUUGAUAUACCCACAAUCUCGGAAAUAUCGUCGACUACAGGUACAAGUACCAAUACAGAAACUACCAAAGAGACUGUGGUUGUAUCGGGAAAUAGAGAAAAGGAUUUAGCUGAAUUGGCAGAGAUACAAAAGAAAAUUUAUGCGGCCAAAAAACAACUCAAACAAAUUGGAGAAUUUGAUGAUGACGAUGAAGAUUUCUUAAAUUUGCGUGAUGAAGACAGCCGAGAGGAGUUUAAUGAGAACGGUGAUUUGGUUAGAAAGUCUUCAGUAACUCCGACUCAAUAUUUACAAAAGCACAAAGAAAAGAGUCCUAUAGUUUUCGAGGGAGAGAAAACUAAACAUCGUGGCAAUGACGAUGAGAAUGACGAUGAUGAAGAACUUGCUUCGAAACGUAAACGAUUUACUCCUCCCCCUCUUAAUUCAGCCGCUGCAAGUCUAAACUUUGAUUCAUCUUCCAAAGAUGAUGCUUCAGAAUAUCGCAAUGAAAAGCGGCCCGUACAUCAAAGAUUAGGUAUGAAAAAUACCUCAUCAUCAAGAGAUAAUGCUCGAUCUGCGCAGCCUUUGGCUCGGGAGAGAAGGCGAAAUUUGCAGGAAAAAGAGCUAUAUGUGCCAGCUUUUCGUCGCAAAGAAAUGGAAAGAGAGCGCGAAAGAGGUCAAGAGCGUAGUCGUGAAAGAGAAAGAAAUCAGCACUUAGUAGGAGAUCGAGGUCGUGAAAGGGAAAGGGAACGCGACCGUGACAGAGAUACUGAUAGGCCAAGGGAUGCUGAUCACAACUCCAACUUAACACGCGGUCGUCCUCGUGUACGACGAUCUUUUGAAGAACGCGACAAAAGACGUUCCACUUCGGAAAAUCAUAAUGAAGAACGCAAUUCAAGCCAAGUGGGCAAAAUAAGCACUACAACACCCUCCACCACUAAUCGAGCACGUAGCAGUAGCAAGGAGGAAGCAUCACCUGAUAUUAGUGGCACACGAAAACGCAUCGGUUCGCGAGUAAUUGUUGCACCCGCUAAGCAGGUGGAAAUGUCCGAUGAAGAAGAUCUCAACGAUAAACCGGUAAAUUCGGUAAUAAAAAUAAAACCGCGUCCACCCGUUUCACCUAGCAAGCAAGCUCCGAAAAAUUUGCUUUUAAGAGCUGUAGCCGAAGCUCAAAGAUCAACAAUACUCAAAAAGCCUUCUACUACUACAAAACCAAAAGUAGCUCUACGUCUAGGAGACAAAAUCAAUGCUCAACGCAAUACUAAACUCUAUACUAAAUCCUACAGGAAUCGUCUUAAAACAUCUACAGGUGUAGGGGCACUUUUUACACGAACUACCAAGAAUAUAAUCGUGGAAGUUAAUGGAAAUGCCGGAUCUGAAAAGGCAAAAUAUACAUCUACUGCUGUUUCGUAUCACAAUGUGGGAGAAGACGAUGAAUAUAUACCAGAAUCAGUAUCAGAUCGGGGUGAGUCUGACCAGGAUUAUGUGUAUGUGCCACAAGCAAUACAUCAACAACAGGGUAGUGAAGAUGAACUCAAUGACAAUAUGGGAGAUCAUACAAAUGAUGAGGAAGAAAAUCAAGAUAAUAUGCAAAAAACACAAUUUGUGGUGACUUUAAAUGAGGAUAAAGCUCUGCCAAAAUUGAAGCGUCACAAUUUAAAACGUUAUUCACGUUCUCUCUCACCACCUCCUCAAGUUUCUUCCUCAUCUAACAAUUCAAAAGACCGUGAAAAAUAUCCUGAACCAACAUCAACUUCAAAUACUUCUAACACGUCUCGUAAAUCCAAUAUUAGAGAGAGACUCUCCAUUAAAUCAUCAUCUUCAUCCAACGAACGCCGGUCCUCGUCCUCGAUGAGACAAGAAGCCAGCACAACACCGCCACCCAAACGUACUGAAUUAAUAGAAAUCUAUCGUAAACCUAAAGAAAUUAAAAAGAUUAUUAUUAAAAAUGACUCAGAAGAUGAUGAACAUCAUAGUCCCUCGAAAAAACAUUCAGCCGAAAAGGAACGUAAACUAAAGCGCCGUAGUAAUGAAUCACCGCCAUCAACACAAUCGUCUCAUGACAGAGAACGCAAAUCGGUCGAAAGUCGUUCAACAACACCACCCUUAAAAGACCAUUAUAAGGAACGUCACAAGGAAUCAUUGACACCCUCUAAACGCAAACAUGUACCCAUUAAAUUUGAUUUGAAAGAAGCCAAAGAUUCCAGAAAUCAAAGAGACAGUCCGGUUCCCAAUAAAAAGAGACGUUCUUCAAGUCAUGACAACUUUAGUAGAGAUCACAGUCGUGACCGAGAGAGGGAAAGAGAGAGAGAAAGAGACCGGGAUCGUGAUCGAGAAAGGCACUCAUCGCACGAGAGACGUGAAGAUAAACACAAAAUUUCCAUACGCAAUGCAGAGGCUAAAAAAUAUGAUAAUAUUCCAACAUCACUGAAUUCUGUACCAGUGGAAUCUUCUGGCUCAUUUCGCAAUAAUAAACCCAAGGAACGCUGCAAAUAUCAUCCAAAUUGUACAAAAUCUUUUUGUGAAUUUUAUCAUCCCACAUCUGCUUGUAAAUCUUUUCCGAAUUGUAAAUUUGCCGACAAAUGUCUAUACUCGCAUCCCAGAUGCAAAUAUGAUUUGGCUUGUGUUAAUUUAGAUUGCAAUUUCUCACACAGUGGACCCAGAAGCGCCAGUCUUUUAGAGCCCACAGCUCCGCCAAUUUCUUCAUCUGUAGUACCAGUUCAAAAUUACAAAUCAAUAUCAUCCACAGCGAUAACGGGCCCAGUAUCAUCGACAACUUGCAAAUUUUUCCCCAAUUGCACAAAAACCAGUUGCCCCUUUUAUCAUCCCAAGCCUUGUCGUUACGGUAAGAACUGUAUUAACAAGCUAGAAUGCAUGUUUUAUCAUCAUGAAAUACCCAGCAGCAGUAAGUUUAAAUGGAUUGCUUCGGCCAACUGAUACAGCUGCUCUCUAACACUGCUAAACUAAAUAUGUAGUUUAAAUUUCAAAGAGAUUUUCAUUUCUCUCCUAUUUUUUUUAAUAACCUUAACAGUAGAACUAUAUAUAGUUACACAAACAUACCUUAUUGAAAAGGUAAAAUCAAAAUGAUUUAUAUUAUAUUUAUUAAUUUAACUUAAACCAACCGUUUUUGCUCUAAAUAUUUAAAAGAAUAAACACUUAUAUAGAUUUUAGGCAACUAUUUUCUUCUUUCUAUUGUUUCUACUGGCAAGAAAUAUAUGAAACAAAAAUAAACAUUUUAAACAAUCGAAUAAUAAAGAAAACAAAACAACUUUUAAAAAUAUUA